AUACGAAUCUUGGUCAUCAACUGUCAAAAGGCACGAAACACGCACGAACCGGCACCCCUUUUCAAUUACCCUCACGUUGCACGUGGAUUUCUUUAUUGACCUGCGCUUACAACUUCUUAAAACAGAAUCAAUAUGACCGAAUCGGAGACACAGACGGCGAAGGCCACCGAGGAGAAACCGGAGACCGUCGAUACGGUUGAAGUGUCGGCGAACGAGUCCGCAAUCAUCCGGCAGCUCGAGUACUACUUCGGCGAUGCCAAUCUGCUAAAGGACAAAUUCCUGAAGGAAAAGAUCAAGGAAGACAACGGCUGGGUGACGCUGGAUGUGUUGCUCUCGUUCAAGCGGCUCAAGGCUCUGAGCGAGGACAAGAAGGUGAUCGUGGAUGCGAUCGAAAAGUCCACCGAAGGCCUGAUUGAGGUGAGCGAGGAUCGCGAGAAGUUGCGCCGGCAUCCGGAACGACCGCUGCCCGAGCUGGAUGAGGAAACACGCAAGGAAAUCUAUACGCGCACGGUUUACGUGAAGGGUUUUGCGCCCCAGGAUGGCACAAGCAUGAAUGAGCUGGUCGAGUUUUUCCAACCCUACGACAAGGUGGUCAACAUCGUAAUGCGCAAGUACCAUGAUAAGCCGACUAAGAAGUACCUGUUCAAGGGCAGCGUGUUUGUCACGUUCGUCAACACGGAGCAAUGCGAAAAGUUCCUCGCCAUCGAGAAGCUAUCGUACAAAGGAAAGGAGUUGAUCCGCAAGAUGCAGAACGACUAUUUCGUGGCCAAACAGGCGGAGAACAAGGAGCGGCAGGAGAAGAUCGAGCAGCGAAAGCGCAAGAAGGAGGAGGCCCAAACGCUAGCCACAGCACACCUACCCACCGGUGCGAGCGUAUUCCUGGAGGGGCUCGGUGCCGAAACCUCGCGCGAAACGAUCAAGGAAGCCAUCAAGAAGGUGGACGAUACGUUGGAGUUUGCUUUUGUGGAUUUCAAGAUCGGCGACAAGAGUGGUUAUGUUCGUUUUAACCAGGAGGGUGCCGGUAAGCGCUUCACUGAGAAGCUCACUGACAACAAGUUGAAAAUUGACGAUGUCGAGGUAACGGUAGAGUUGCUGGUGGAGGAGAAGGAGAGUGAGUACCUGAAGAAGGUAGCGCAGGACCAGCUGGCUAGACGAAAAGGUGGUAAUGCGAAGGGUAAGGGCGGCCGAGGUAACCGGGGAAAUAACAACAAAAAUCAUGGUGGCCACAAGCGAAAGCGAGAUGAUGCUGAAGAUGGUAAAGCUAAAGAUGGAGAGCCACCGGUGAAGAAGGCAGAAGCUAAGCCAGAGUCCACCGCCACCAGUGAAGUAAAGGCCGAUUAAACUAGAUAACGGAUUGAACGUUGAUUUUAUCCGUAAUGUAAGUUAUUUCCUUUAUGCAUUCU
Molecule: messenger RNA, 1403 nt
Organism: Anopheles darlingi
Lineage: Eukaryota; Metazoa; Arthropoda; Insecta; Diptera; Culicidae
Gene: La
Product: la protein homolog
Exons: 3
Coding region: 133-1341 (402 amino acids)
Biological process (GO): positive regulation of translation; RNA processing
Cellular component (GO): cytoplasmic stress granule; nucleus; ribonucleoprotein complex
Molecular function (GO): RNA binding
Source: RefSeq, a predicted model, not a curated record